AUGCCCUCAGAAUACCGCCUCUACGAAUACACCCCCUCCACCGCCGCCGCCAUCACAGCAACCACCUGCUUCGGCCUCAUUACGAUAUGCCAUUUGAUCCAUUACUUUGCGCAGCGAACAUGGUUCUUCACUCCGUUUAUUAUAGGGGGUAUAUUCGAAACAGCCGGCUACACAGCCCGUAUAAUCAACAGCGAACAAGCCCCCCUCCAGUGGACUACAGCACCAUAUAUAAUGCAAGAGCUGCUUCUUCUCCUCGCCCCGUCCCUCUUCGCAGCGUCUAUAUAUAUGGUUUUGGGCCGCAUUGUUCGCGUUUCAAAGGGUGAAUCACAGUCCCCGAUCUCGGCUCGCUGGAUAACAAGGGUUUUUGUUAUCGGGGAUGUGCUUGCUAUUUUGGGGCAGGCGACUGGCGGAGGAAUUCUUUCCCAGACAUCAUUCUCCUCCACAACCUCAGAUUCCAAAUCAAAUAAAUCCCGCCAGAAACUUGGUAAUUGGAUAAUCAUCGGUGGUCUCAUAGCACAGAUUAUCUUCUUCGGACUAUUCAUUCUCGUCUCAGGGGUGUUUGAUGCGCGGAUGACACGGUCUCCCCCGCCGCCGCGGAGCCGCAGAAGACAUCGUCAUCGGUAUCGUCGUCGUCGAUAUCCCCCAUGGCGCCAGUUACUUAGGGUGCUGUAUGUUGUUGAUGUGUUGAUUAUAGCGCGCUGCGUGUUCAGGGUUGUGGAGUUUGCGCAGGGAAGGGCGGGAGUAUUGCAGAGGAAGGAGGUGUGGAUGUAUGUGUUUGAUGGGCUGUUGAUGUUUUUGGUUAUGGUUGUGUUGUUGGUUUGGCAUCCUAGUCGGCUUGGGUGUGAGAAGAGGGAGGGGAGGGGGAAUGAUGUGGAAGGGGGGAAGAAGAAGAGGAGAAGGAGAAGGAGUUCGAGUCAUCGGAGAGUGAGGGGAUGGGUUGAAGGUGGGGGUAUUAUUUAG
Messenger RNA from Aspergillus welwitschiae, 960 nucleotides. Its product is annotated as RTA1 domain-containing protein. The record is from RefSeq and is a predicted model, not a curated record. The transcript is spliced from 3 exons. Lineage: Eukaryota; Fungi; Ascomycota; Eurotiomycetes; Eurotiales; Aspergillaceae. The coding region runs from base 1 to 960 and encodes 319 amino acids. Gene Ontology annotation, cellular component: membrane.